This is a messenger RNA of Ostertagia ostertagi, 534 nucleotides long. The record is from the annotation of a GenBank genome assembly. NCBI's taxonomy places the organism in Eukaryota, Metazoa, Nematoda, Chromadorea, Rhabditida, Trichostrongylidae.
AAGAUCGACGGUCUGCGGCAGAGAAUAGCAGGGAAGUCGAUUCCUCUCGAAAAGUACUGCACGAAAAAGGCGAACCGUUUUGUCACUAAGCGCACGUUGAUGUUUGCACAUUAUGAGUUCAUGUAUUUUUGGAACGGAUUCGACAUUGUCGCUGCGAAUUCGCAAAUCGUUCAAGGCAUCCUGGAAGAUCUCCAAAAUAUCUGGCAUGCCAGGCAAUCCAAAGCGGAUGCAGAUGACCGGGCUCUCUACUUCUUUCUUCGAGCAGUAUGUCUGCGAAUUCUCUAUCAACCGACGACUGCCGAAAAUUGUCUCCGUGAGGUGAUCAAGCUGGAAUCAGAACUUACGGACUUCACUCAUUUGCCGCCGAAUGCCAUCUACGAGUUAGCUCUUCUCAGGAUCGCUGACGGAGACAGAGAAGAAGCGGAAAUCCUUCUAGCCAAAGCUCGUAGCUACAAAGGCUUCCCCCUCGAGAACAAAUUGCAUUUUCGUAUUCAUGGUGCCAUGGAGAAUCUCGGUACUCGAACCCCUAUGGUC